GUUUUGGAGAAAUUAUGGGAUUCAGCGUAAAGAAUGGCUUCAAGAAUGGCUAGAGAUUCGCCUGUGAAAACAGAAGAGAAAGGAGGUGGAGGCUAGUCUCAGCAAUGGAAUCAAGCAGGGUAUGCUCCUUGAAGUGUGCCACAAAAACAAUCCAGAUAUGUACUGGAUUGCUGAGAUUACCAUGGUUUGCGGCCAUUUGCUUAGAAUCAAGUACUUGGGUGCCAAAGAAGAUUUCUGGUGUGAUAUUUCAAAUACCAAGAUCCAUCCCUUGGGAUGGUGUGGGAAAUAUGAUGAGCUAAUUGAGCCACCAGAGGAUAUAAACUCUCAAUAUGGAGACUCAAUCAUAGAAGUCAUGAAGAAGGCAUUAUUUGCUGGGCAAUCAGUGGCUAUUGAGGCGUUGAAUAAUAAAGGCCUGUCCCCUAUUGAUAGAAUCAAGGUCGGAAUGAAGGUGGAAGUGCAGUAUAUUAUAGACCCAUAUAGAUACUGGAUUGCAACUGUAACAGAAAAUGUUGGUGGAAGACUGCUACUGCGUUAUGAUGGCAGUGAUGAUGAGUUACCACAGUUCUGGAUAUUUUUCUCAAAUCAAAGGCUAUCUAACUUUGGAUUUGUAACUAAUAAGGGUUCACCAUGGCAGUUCAGAUACCCUUCCAAAAUAAACAAAUUCUCCUGUAAAAAUAAACUUAGCACUCAACUUCGGCUAAGUAAUGAGGAAUCUAUCAAAGAGCCGACACCUGCAGAUUUAUUUCAGCCAAACCAAUCAUUGGAAGCUCAUAAUUUCAUCACUGGCAUGAAACUAGAAGCAUUGAAUCCUCAAGACAUGAAGACAUUCAGCCCAGCAACUGUUGCAAAAGUGUUUAACAACUUUCAUUUCUUGGUUGUUCUUGAUGACCACAUGGAAGACUAUGAGGACUCCAAGGUGGCUUGGUUGUGUGACUCCUUGAAUCCGUACAUCUAUCCCAUCGGAUGGGCUCAGAAAAACAAUUUGAAUUUCAAACCACCCAAGAUAUGGAAAGAAGGCUCUUUCGAAUGGGACGAAUACCUCGCGAUGACAUCCUCCGUCCCUGCCCCUGAGUAUUGUUUUGGAAACAAAGAGCCUUUAAAAGGAAUUGAAGUCAAUAUGAAACUGGAAGCUGUCAAUCCUCACAGGCAUGAAGAAAUUUACGUGGCAACCGUUGAUUCCAUCGUCGAUCAUAUGGUAUGCGUGGAACUAGUGCCGAUUGGAGAGAAGUUUUGGUAUUCACAGAACAGUGACCUCCUAUUCCCAGUCGGGUGGUGCGAUAGCAACAACUACGAGUUGCACAUCCCUGAUGUGUCAGCUCCUGUCGUGAAAGAACCGCCCAAACCUGUGGAAGAGCCUCGAAAUGUCAAAGAAGACAUAAAAUCCUCUGAUGAGUGGUGUGAUCGUAUUUUCUUCAACUACAAAUGUUACGCGGGACCAUCGAUCAGUAGAAACAAGCUGUCCCAGCUUCCGAAGCAUGUUGGGCCGGGACCACUGUCUCUUGUGCUGAAGGAGGUGCUGAAUAAAGUUAUAUCGGCGUCAUACAAGCCAGCGAAGUUGCUCAAGGAUUGGGAGACUGAGGGACCAGCUGAAGAGGGGAUGAGACUUGAAAUGUUACGUGCAAAAUUGAAGACAAGCACGUACCACGCGUACGUGCCGAUCGCGACACAGGCGACUCAGGUGGCGCCGUUCUGCCGCGACGUGUGCGUCAAGAUGCAGGCCUGCCCGUGCCUGUUCGGACCCGUAGAGUAUACCUCGCAGUGUCCUAACAACUGCCAGAACGUUGACAAGUCCACCUUCCACAACGGAACUGAGCGACGCGGCAGGCCCAAGGGUAGUCAGACUGGAAAAAGAAAGAAGAAAAAGUGUACUCCAGAGAAGAGAGAAAAAGAGCCACAACCAUCACAGGAGUCCGAGAGCAACAAGGACGGAGAAUCGGUGAGUGAGCACAGCGCGGGCUCCACGCCGCCUUCCGAGCCCGGCACCCGGCCUAACUCGCCCGAGAGUGGCCCCGACCGCAAACGAAGGCAAAGACGGAAACGAGGCACCAAGAACAAUUAUCCCAAAAUGGAAAUGAAGACCCGCGGUGCUAAAUUACCAAAUUUCGCUCUGCAAAUGAAAGAAUCGCACUGGGAUAAAAAGGACGUCGAAACAAUUUACAGCAACACUUGUGCCAAGAAGCGCAGCUCCCCCGACAGCGACACAGAAAAUGAAACGAACGAAAGCAGCUCCAAUUCGAGGGAUGCCAAAAAUAUAUCAGACGUCUCAGAUACUGAGGAACCGGAACUGAAGAAAUUGAAGUUCAACACUUACGAUCCUCUCCCGUCAGAUAACAAAAUGUUCGAAAAGAAUACGGCCAUGAGUUGGAUGAAAGGGAAGCUAAAACUCGCUCAGAAUCCCUUGGAAUGGUCGGUGGAUGAUGUUUAUUCGUACUUGAGGAACACAGAUGACUGUAAAUUAAUAGCAGAGAAAAUGAAACAGGAAGAAAUAGAUGGAGAGGCUCUUAUAAUGCUAGACUUGGAAACGAUACGGGAUUUCUUGCAUAUGAAGAAAGAGUUUGCUAUUCAACUCUGCAAGCACAUUAGUAUGAUAAGGUGGUAUUACAUAGUUAAUUUUGAAGAGAAUGCAGAAACGUGAUACUAAGAUAAAUCUCAAAAUGUAUUGUUUAUCUAGUCUGCAAUAAAACUAUUUGUUAACUUUCA
Ostrinia furnacalis (Asian corn borer) is the source of this 2700-nucleotide messenger RNA. Its product is annotated as scm-like with four MBT domains protein 2. Bases 122 to 2635 code for a protein of 837 amino acids. The transcript has 7 exons. NCBI's taxonomy places the organism in Eukaryota, Metazoa, Arthropoda, Insecta, Lepidoptera, Crambidae. The record is from RefSeq and is a predicted model, not a curated record. Gene Ontology annotation, molecular function: chromatin binding; histone binding. Gene Ontology annotation, cellular component: nucleus. Gene Ontology annotation, biological process: negative regulation of DNA-templated transcription.